This is a messenger RNA of Adineta ricciae, 1185 nucleotides long. Lineage: Eukaryota; Metazoa; Rotifera; Eurotatoria; Adinetida; Adinetidae. The record is from the annotation of a GenBank genome assembly.
AUGACUGCUCCUUUCAAAGAUACAGUUGGAAAUGCAGCUGAAAGAAAUUUGGUUUCAUCAUUAGAAUUAGUAACUCUUCAAUUUGUUACGUCAAAAGGAUAUAAAAUUUCUUACGAAGGUCUGAACAAACUUAAAUGUCUUGUUGGCGGUGGCGCUGGUUUCAUUGGAAGUCAUCUAGCACGGCGAUUGAAAUCAGAAGGUCAUUAUGUAGUUGUGGCAGAUUGGGCACGAAAUGAGUAUUUCAAUGAAGAUGAAUUUUGUAAUGAAUUUUUUCAUAUUGAUUUACGUGUGCUGGACAAUUGUCUAAAAGCAUCAGCUGGAUGUGACUGGGUAUUUAAUUUAGCUGCCGAUAUGGGUGGAAUGGGCUUUAUCGAAUCGAAUCAUUCUGUCAUUUUGUGGAACAAUACAAUGAUCUCAUUUAAUAUGCUCGAAGCUGCUCGUCGUAAUGGUUGUAAACGUUUCUUUUAUUCUUCUACUGCUUGUAUUUAUCCUGAAUGUAUUCAGACGACAGAAGAUGCGAAAAGUCUACGUGAGGAUGAUGCAUGGCUUGGAAAACCACAAGGUGCAUAUGGUUUGGAGAAACUCGUUUCUGAAGAAAUUGCCACGCAUUAUGGUCGUGAUUUUUCAGUCGAAAUUCGUAUUGCUCGAUUUCAUAAUAUUUAUGGACCUCAGGGUACAUGGAAAGGAGGUCGAGAGAAAGUACCAGCAGCUUUUUGUCGCAAAGUGCUUGUCGCACACGAAGGAAAUAAUAAUGGUGCAGUGCAAAUAUGGGGUGACGGAAAACAAACACGUUCAUUCUGUUAUAUUGAUGAUUGCGUCGAAGGUGUUCUACGAAUAAUGAUGAGUGAUUAUAAUCAACCUUUAAAUUUAGGUAGUGAUGAAAUGUUUUCAAUCAAUGAAAUAUGCGAUAUAGUAGCUGAAGUUGGAGGUGUUUCUAUUCAUAAGAAACAUAUUCUCGGACCUGAAGGAGUACGUGGCCGUAAUAGUGACAAUACACGUAUUCAAUCGAUACUUAAUUGGGCACCACAUAUAACUUUUAAAGAAGGUAUUCGAAAAACGUAUGCUUGGAUCAAAGAUGAACUCGAAAAAGAACGAUCAUUAAGGAAUAUAGCUCAGUAUGCCGAGUCGAUCAUCGUUGUGGAAACUAAUGAUAGCAUGCAGCAUACUAAGCAAGUUAAAAGUUGA